UCACAAAAUGAGUUCAUCGCCAGAACAAAUGGCCGAGAAUGUGAAUUACCUAUGUCUUAUGGUGACUGCCACUUUAACUAGUGCAACGAUGGUGCUUGGAUGUACUACCGGGCAUCGUGAGAUGUUCCGACGAAAAGGUUCAAAGUCAAAGAAAUCAAUGAAAUCGAAGAAAUCUAAAAAAUCUAAGAGAGAAAAGAAGGGUGAUAAUGAAGAUGAAAAGGAAAAUUAUAAGGAAGAUGGAAAUGAUCACAAUAAUGGAUCUGACAGGAAAGAAGGUUCUAAAAAGAAAAAAUCAAGACAGAAGAGUAUGAAAAGCUCACGGAGCAAACGGAAGAAGAGACACAGUUCUGGAAGUAAACGUGGCAGUUCUAGGGACAAAAGAGAUAGCUCUCGGAGCAAGAAAAAUAAUGUAUCGGCUCAUAAAAUGGAGAAAUCUCCAAGUAGACGUGAUUUUGGAAGAGGAGGUGAUAGAGAUAGAGAUAGAGAUGGAGAAUCCAGAAGAAGUAGUUAUAGGGAUGAAAAGAGAAGACGUGAAAAUUCACAUAAGUCAGCCAGAUCAAUGCCUGUAGAAAAAAGCAACAGCUACCGAAAUUACAAGAAAUACGAUGACAAGGUGGAGGAUCCACCACAUGAGAAACGAAAUUCUGAUGACGUUCGUUCAGUUUAUGUGGAUACUGGAAAAUCAACAUAUUCCACUGCUGUAAAGCCAUCAAAUGAUAAUCCAAAAUCAUAUUAUUCUCUUCCACCAACAUCUCCUUCAAAGGAAAAACCCACAAAAAAGAUUUCACGAAAUUAUUUGGCUGAUCCAUUGUCUCCGGGGGAUAAGAAAUCAGCAAAAAUCUCAACGAAAAAGUUGAUUUCUACAAUAAAACCACCAAAAACGCUUUCUAAAAAAUCAGCAAAAUCUACGAGAAAUCCAUUGAAAUCGCCUUCCAAAAGGUCUAAUAGUGUGAGACCAGAAAAGAAAAAUAAAAUCAUUUCGAAGAAGGCGUCCAAGAAAAAUGUUGAAUCGAGAAAAUCAAAGAGAAAGUGAACAUGUGAUUUCUGGAUCAAUCGUCUCCUGCUGUACAAGUGAACUGAUAUUCUUCCGAUUAUUUUAAAAGUUGAAAUGAAUAUUCCAACUA
This is a messenger RNA of Caenorhabditis elegans, 1124 nucleotides long. RefSeq lists its product as uncharacterized. The transcript is spliced from 3 exons. The record is from RefSeq and is marked reviewed. Lineage: Eukaryota; Metazoa; Nematoda; Chromadorea; Rhabditida; Rhabditidae. Bases 8 to 1033 code for a protein of 341 amino acids.